AAGAAACUCGUAUUCACGUCGUAACGGCACACAGACCGCGACUCCCCACUGCUGACCGUCGCGUUCUCACCUCCGGAUUCUUCCACAGUUCUUCCAAGAACUCGAGUGUCGCGGUCUUUUCGUAUUACACUCUUUGUGAGAGACGCUACUCCUUCGCCCAUAGCACUGCUGCGGACUUGAGCAUUCUCUCGGAAUCAACGUUCCACUGUUUCUUGGAUGUGGCAACCCUAGGUACCACUCGUUGACGCUUCGUUCACCUCCGGCUGCAAAAGAAAAUGAUCCUGAUGGAUACACUCCACGAUAAUGGCAUGUUCGCCAUCCAGUCUCUUCAGACCAGGUUCCAGCACCAGCAUGGUCUGUUCUUCGCCAUCUCCAACUUCGGAGAUCCCCGGUACGCGUUUCUCAUCUUUGCACCGCUCAUCUACUGUCUCGACUGGACGGUGGGACGCCGGCUGAUGUGGGUCACCAUUAUCGCCGAGUGGUCCAACCAGGUGCUUAAAUGGAUGUUGCAUGGGGAGCGUCCUUACUGGUGGGUGCACGAAACGGAAAUGUACAACCGCACUGGCACCGGCACACCCGCAAUCCGUCAGUACUCGUUAACCUGCGAGACCGGACCAGGAUCGCCUUCCGGUCACGCAAUGGUUUCGGCGGCCAUUUGGUACAUCAUCCUGGACUUCGCGCUGCGCCGCACUGGCAUCGCCCAGCAGAUGGGCAAGGCCUGGGCUUCGUCCUUCCACUGGUGCACCUACGCGGCGCUCCUCUGCAUUGUCAGCCUGUCGCGGGUUUACAUCGCAGCCCACUUCCCCCAUCAGUGCCUGAUGGGCAUGAUCAUUGGCUGCUUGCUGGCCAAGUUCAUGUGCAAGAUAGACACUGACCAUGUGACUCGCCGUCAGUACGUCCUUAUCAGCGUAGGCUUGUGUGCCAGCGCGUUGGCUACGUACGGUGUCCUUCGUCUCAUGGGCGUUGACCCUCUGUGGUCCGUCGACCGGGCCGUCAAAUGGUGCGUCAAGCAGGAGUACAUCCACGUCGACACCACUCCCUUCUUCAGCAUGAUGCGCUACUGCGCCUUCCCCUUCGGCAUGGGUCUGGUCAUGACUUCCGGCUUCUACCAGCGAGUCGUCAAGGCGACCGAGUUCACCUGGUCCAUGCGAGUGCUGGCCGCCAUCUUGGCUGUGGGCGCCGGCAAGGCUUCCGAGUGGGUCUCGCUGCCCAAGACCAACGUGGCCGUCUUCUACGCUUCGGCAUUCCUCUUCAACGCUCUUCUUGCGGCGACGAUGUUUGGCUUCGUGCCUUACGUAGUUGCUUCUUUAGCGGGAAGUCGUCGUCAGCCUUCGGGAAAGGCGAAGUCUUCGUAGGCAGGGUAGAUUGAGGACGGUGAUGUUUCGUCGUCCCCAGUGUCCCUUUUUUUCUUGAACAAAUUUUUGUCCCAUAUCACCCCUAGUUCCCUUAGGCGUUUUUAACAAAGUGAUGCCAAAUCGUCCCUAUACUUGGAACUGUGAGAAUACUGUUUCGGGUUAGUGACAACACGCCGUCAGCGUGCAGGGUCUGUCGCACUAGUCUGAGCAUUGCGCUUCGUUAAACAGCGUGAAAUUUUAGAACAGGAAGAUGGCUACGAUUACACAGUAUUUCGGCUGCAGUAUGAUGUCAUUGCUUUCCAUGUGAAGUCCGUUUCACAGCGCCUCUUUCACUUAGUAUUACCCUCACUUCCUAGGAUAUGCGACUGCCCAAGCUGUGGUAAAGUUCCUCGUGCUUUCAUUGACACUGUAACAAUCCUCAUCGAUCAUACGGUGCAUCUCUCUCAUCGAACACAUUGUCAUGAUGAUCAUUAUCAACGUUAUCAUAAUACAUCCUCCUCAGUUUUUGCAUUUUACAACGUAAAAAGCGUUACCCCUAGAGACAGGGAGAAGCGCUGCAGGAUUGCAAAGUCGGCGCGGGUCAGCUUAGACAUAUAGAGUAAUAAAAUUAAACAUCCCACAAUGUGAAUUUACAUAUUUACCAAAUUUAAACAUUCAAGUAGUAUUAGCUGUUUUCAAGUAACAAUUAUUCCCUGAGACAUUGGUUAUAGGAAAAAAAAGAGCUUCCAUGAAUAAUGCCGAAGAGAAUAUAGACUGCUUAUGCUAAACUUUUAUUUUGCCAUUUUCAACAAGAACAUAUGCUCCACUGAAUCGGCAGUAACCGCGCCACUCUGAAAACAUUUUCACCAUAUCAUUUGAGCACUUUAACACAUCACUCAUCACAAGACACUUCAUUGUAAUAUAACCUCACUGUAUAUAAUUGUACAGAUCUGAACUGUUCGGUUGUGUGUUGAGGUGGACGUAUGAAACUCGUGCGUCAAGUGUGGUUAUUCUGUACAUGUCUGUCACAAUGGUAAAUAAUGUGUGUUCGAACGUUACGCUGUUUACAGUGGGUGAACUUUGAGCAUGUUUAAUAAAGACCAUUUCGCACUUCGAUA
This is a messenger RNA of Rhipicephalus microplus (southern cattle tick), 2452 nucleotides long. Its product is annotated as glucose-6-phosphatase 2. NCBI's taxonomy places the organism in Eukaryota, Metazoa, Arthropoda, Arachnida, Ixodida, Ixodidae. Gene Ontology annotation, biological process: glucose 6-phosphate metabolic process; gluconeogenesis. Gene Ontology annotation, molecular function: glucose-6-phosphatase activity. Gene Ontology annotation, cellular component: membrane. The record is from RefSeq and is a predicted model, not a curated record.